Molecule: messenger RNA, 354 nt
Organism: Lachancea thermotolerans CBS 6340
Lineage: Eukaryota; Fungi; Ascomycota; Saccharomycetes; Saccharomycetales; Saccharomycetaceae
Gene: KTI11
Product: Kti11p
Exons: 1
Coding region: 1-354 (117 amino acids)
Biological process (GO): protein histidyl modification to diphthamide
Molecular function (GO): metal ion binding
Source: RefSeq, a predicted model, not a curated record
AUGAAUAAAAAAGCCCAUCGCGAUGAGUACGACAAGACCAGGAUCCCAGCUCCAGCUAUCAUCAGAGCCCCAAGGCCCUUACCAGCGCUACUACAGGAAGACGAUAUGUCGACUUACGAUCAGGUGGAAAUCGAGGACAUGACGUUCGACCCCGACACGCAGACGUUCACGUACCCGUGCCCAUGUGGAGACAAAUUCCAAAUUUAUAUCGAUGACAUGUAUGACGGCGAGGAGAUCGCUGUGUGCCCUAGCUGCUCGCUGAUGAUACAGGUAAUUUUCGAGCGCGAGGACCUCGAAGAGUACUACCAAGAGGCGGGUACCGCGCCUCCCGAGCCCGUGUCCGUUGCGGCCUGA